AUGAAAACUUCUGUAUUUUUAGUUUUUAUUGGAACAGCAUGUGUUUUAUCAAAGGGGAUUGUCACACCAAAACACCAAGAUAAAUUUUCUACUCUCAAAAAGACUCAACUAAAUCAUGAUCGUGUUCUUAUGGACUAUGCAUAUGAUGAUCCGGAAAAUGGAGUGAACUCGGUUAAUAAACUUACGAAAGAACUUAAUGAGAUAUUGGAUAAAGUCAGUCUUGUUUUAGAUAAUAAAAUCUACUGGAAAAGAUAUGAUUUUUCGGAUGAUAGCUCUUCAAAGACGGAGGGAUACGAUAAUACGAAGAAACAAGAUACAGUGUUAAAAAAUAUACUAGAAAAUUAUCUUAUGAGUUACCAUAAUACAGAUAAAUGUCUGCAAACAGUAGAAGCUUAUCGAUCUAUUCUUGCAACUUUUAAAAAUAGGAAUGAAGAAGUAGCUAAACUGGAUUCAUUGCUUUCAAAUAAAGAUCUGUGCGAUAAGGUAUUAAAACAUUUAGAUAAAUUAUGUAUUAGUGUUAAAAAUGAACAACUUGCAAUUAAAAAUUUCACAAAAGAUAUUUGUCGUACUGAACUUUCAAAAUGUAAGGAUCUAGAGGAAAGUUGUAAUGAUACUCUAAAAAAUUCAUGUAAUACUGUAAGGGAUAAGUGUAAAGAUCAUGUUCCUACGGGAGAUGCAUUUGUUGUAACUCAUACUGUACUUAUUAUAUCAACAACUGUAACAACAGAAGUGGCACCUGAAACAUCAACUUAUGUAAUAACAGAAACAGUGGCAGAAGUGUGUUGUACAGAUACUCUACCUGCUACAACGGAGCCUGAACCUGAGCCUGACGAACCAGAACCUGAUGAGCCAGAGACACCAGAGGUGCCAGAGGAAACAGAGGAAACAGAGGGAACAGAGGAAGUAGAGGAAACAGAGGAAGUAGAGGAAACAGAGGAACCAGAACCAGAACCGAAACCAGAACCAGAACCAGAACCAGAACCAGAACCAGAACCAGAACCAGAACCAGAGCCAGAGCCAGAGCCAGAGCCAGAGCCAGAGCCAGAGCCAGAGCCAGAGCCAGAGCCAGAGCCAGAGCCAGAGCCAGAGCCAGAGCCAGAGCCAGAACCUCAACCAACAACUGUACCUUCAGAGGAUGAACCAACUACAGACGAUUCGGGUUGUUCAUAUACAGAAAUUGUAACAGUAACAUCAGAACCUACUAAUACAGAUGAUUCUGAAGUAGAGGAUAAAGGUUAUGGGCUUCGAGUUGGAGGAUUUCACAGAGUAGGAAUCAUUUGUCUUAUCAUGGGGAUAACAGCAGGUGUUUGGAUAAUUGUUUAA
Messenger RNA from Pneumocystis jirovecii RU7, 1323 nucleotides. RefSeq lists its product as uncharacterized. The transcript has 2 exons. The record is from RefSeq and is a predicted model, not a curated record. NCBI's taxonomy places the organism in Eukaryota, Fungi, Ascomycota, Pneumocystomycetes, Pneumocystales, Pneumocystaceae. Bases 1 to 1323 code for a protein of 440 amino acids.